GGUGGCAGCCACAGAACAAAGCCAGCAGAGACUCCUUCAGCACCUCCCUUUCUCCCCAUUGUCCCAGACACAGCUGCCCCUGUCUCUGGGCAUCAUCCUGGGGGAAGGAGAAAAUGAAGUGGAAGGCAUUCGUUCUAGCAGCCAUCCUUCAGGUCCAGUUCUCAGGCUCAGAGGCACAGAGCUUUGGUCUGCUGGAUCCCAAACUCUGCUACCUGCUGGAUGGAAUCCUCUUCAUCUAUGGAGUCAUUGUCACUGCCCUGUUCCUGAGAGCAAAGUUCAGCAGGAGUGCAGAUGCUGCCGCCUACCAGCAAGGCCCCAACCAGCUCUACAACGAGCUCAAUCUAGGACGAAGAGAGGAAUAUGAUGUUUUGGACAAGAGGCGGGCUCGGGAUCCUGAGAUGGGGGGCCAACAGCAGAGGAGGAGGAACCCCCAGGAAGGUGUGUACAAUGCACUGCAAAAGGACAAGAUGGCAGAGGCCUACAGUGAGAUUGGCACGAAAGGCGAGCGGCGGAGAGGCAAGGGGCAUGAUGGCCUUUACCAGGGGCUCAGUGCCGCCACCAAGGAUACCUAUGAUGCCCUGCACAUGCAGACCCUUCCCCCUCGCUAACAGCUAGGGGAUUUCCCACUCAUGGGCCUGACCUGCUGAUGCUGAUUGUGAAGGACACAGCAUAGAGCAUUUAAACUCGAAUAUUCGUUUCAUAGCCACCUUUUUAUGAAGACGAUGCUUCAAGUUGUCAUAUUUUGGUCUUCUCCAAUUCCAAAGUAUCAUGCACAGGAUGGCAUUCUUGGACUCAUUAAAGAGAGUAUUCUCCUCCCCUCCCCCAACCCUGUUCUUUGGUCUUCUGGUGACUGUAGGGAGGCCCUUCUCCCUGCAAUGCCAAGUCCUGGCCAGCAGACUAGCAUUUUCCCUCUCAUGGCCGAGUUGUUCAGUCUGUUUGUAAAGUCCCUAGAGAAGCACACAGGCUGUCUAUAUUAUUCUAUUAAUAUUGACUGCCUUCAUCCCUGCUGUAAAUUUGGCUUUUGUUGUCAGUCUUUCCCUGUGUCAAGAUAACUUGUAAUUAGGCCACACUGUGAAAGGGCUGGGCAGAGGGGUGGAUGGGAGUCCAGGCAAGUGUCAGGCAGAGGGGUCACAGAAGGGAAGCAGCAGAGAAUGUCCCCAGCACAGGAAGCAGUUCCGAGAGGGCUCUAUCUUUCAGGCAUACUUUCCACACCAUGAAACCAGUGUGCCAGGCAUUCCAGGGAUGGAAAGAUGCCUUACCCUAAUGGAGCUCAUGGUCUUAGAGGGCAAAUGAAUUGUGUACAAACUGGUACCGAGAACAGGCUAUGUCGUCACAAGGAAUGAACAAAGUGAAAGGGGUGCAAGAAAAGGGAGCAGGUCCUGCCUUCUUCUCAGGAACUUAGUUCAUCUCUUUUGAGUGGCAGGAAGACCUGAAGAAGGGUGUCCUGCAGUGCUCCCACAGCAAUGGCACAAUGGAAGAACCUGUCCAGUGGACUGUAGCUACAUGGCAUAAUUAAAGCACCUGUGACCAUGGGUGGGGAACCCUCUGCUCUC
Messenger RNA from Nannospalax galili (Upper Galilee mountains blind mole rat), 1553 nucleotides. It is a transcript of the gene Cd247, whose product is annotated as CD247 molecule. The transcript is spliced from 8 exons. Gene Ontology annotation, biological process: cell surface receptor signaling pathway. Gene Ontology annotation, molecular function: transmembrane signaling receptor activity. NCBI's taxonomy places the organism in Eukaryota, Metazoa, Chordata, Mammalia, Rodentia, Spalacidae. Gene Ontology annotation, cellular component: membrane. Bases 114 to 608 code for a protein of 164 amino acids. The record is from RefSeq and is a predicted model, not a curated record.